Messenger RNA from Sphaeramia orbicularis (orbiculate cardinalfish), 945 nucleotides. Its product is annotated as odorant receptor 131-2-like. The record is from RefSeq and is a predicted model, not a curated record. The transcript has a single exon. Gene Ontology annotation, cellular component: membrane. Bases 1 to 945 code for a protein of 314 amino acids. Gene Ontology annotation, biological process: detection of chemical stimulus involved in sensory perception of smell; G protein-coupled receptor signaling pathway. Lineage: Eukaryota; Metazoa; Chordata; Actinopteri; Kurtiformes; Apogonidae. Gene Ontology annotation, molecular function: olfactory receptor activity; odorant binding; G protein-coupled receptor activity.
AUGUCAUAUACAGUUCAGUCUCAGAACAACACUGUUGGACGGGGGUUAAUAGAAAAAGUCAUCUCGUCUACUGUAACUACUCUACCAUGCUGUGUGUUUUUUUUCAUCAAUGGGAUCAUGCUUUUCACCUUAAGGAGUAAAACUGUGUUUCGUGAGACGUGCCGUUACAUUCUUCUGUAUAACCUCCUCUUUGCCGACACUGUACAGCUCGCAUUCAGUCAAGUCAUGUACUUGCUUGCUUUCAGAGUACGGCUGGCUUUUCCUCUGUGUGGUGUUCUCAUAAUGCUCACCAUUCUUACAACUCAAAUCUCUCCUCUAACACUAGUGGUGAUGUCUUUGGAAAGAUACGUAGCUGUUUGUUACCCACUGAGACACUCUACUAUUGUCACUGUCAGAAACACAGCGGUGGCUAUCACUGUGAUUUGGGCCUUCAGUUUAUUAAAUAUCCUGAUGAGAGUUUUUUUGCUGUUAAAUGUUUCACCUGAAAACCUGAGGAGUCUGCAGAUGGAGGGUUUCUGUUCUCCUCAGGCCAUAAAUGUCAAUCCAGUGUCAGAGCAUUAUGACAAAGCCUACACUUAUUUUGUGUUUGUAUCAGCUGGUGUUGCAGUCGUUGCUUCUUAUGUUGGUGUAACAAUAGCAGCCAGGUCGGCCUCCACGGAUAAAACUUCCGCCCGUAAGGCUCAUAAAACCCUGCUUCUACAUCUGUUUCAGCUCAGCCUCAGUCUCAUCUCAGCAAUGUAUAAUCCGAUAGUCGCAGCUAUCUCAGUGGGCCUGGGCCUGGACAGAGUUAUAACUAUGCGUAUCCAGAUUGUUCUUUAUAUGACUGUUGUUAUGCUUCCCAGAUGUCUGAGUGCUCUGAUCUAUGGCAUUAGAGACAAGACCAUCAGACCCAUCCUCAUGUAUUAUCUGUGCUGUCAGAAAAAACCUACAGUCAUCUCCAAUUAA